Cherax quadricarinatus is the source of this 5524-nucleotide messenger RNA. RefSeq names its product E3 ubiquitin-protein ligase Hakai. Gene Ontology annotation, biological process: protein ubiquitination; regulation of cell adhesion. Gene Ontology annotation, molecular function: ubiquitin protein ligase activity. NCBI's taxonomy places the organism in Eukaryota, Metazoa, Arthropoda, Malacostraca, Decapoda, Parastacidae. The record is from RefSeq and is a predicted model, not a curated record.
GUUGUAUUGUACAUUUUUUAUACCUCUAGCACGAGUGUAACGAGAGGACAACUCACAUUCUGAAGAUAUUGUGAUAUUAAUAUCGCUAAUCAUAGUUACCUUGAUCUGUCUUCCCGGCUUUAAAAGUUUUUGGGUCGAUAAGAUUAAAGUUAGACCAUAAGAAGGAUGGGACACUGCAUUAGGUCUACUAGCUCUUGCUAGGCAAAUCCUUUUCACACCUAUCCAGUCAUGUACCCAUCCAACCUAUAUUUAAAGCUUUCCACAGUUCCACUCAUCAACAGCGCCAUUGCCAAACCAAUACUUCCCUAUAACCUUUCUAAAUCUAAAUUUCUCCAACUUGAAUUCAUUGCUGCAAGUCAUGUCUUGGUUAUUUUUAUUAUGCUAUUUUUGCCCGGAAUACUCUGCAUAUUUUUUUUUUUUUAAGGGGCUUUCGGCAUGUACACCCAAAUGUUAUUCUCCUUUGUACAAACAUUGUAUCAUGCUGAAAUAAAAUUAUUAUUAAGUAAGACACAUAUGCAGCAAUUAGGUAUCUUUAUUCUGAAACGUUUUGCCUAUAUGGGAGGCUUCUUCAGUUGACUGCAGGAGGCAGCAGAAUCAGUGGUGUAAUGAUGAUACAAUUAGCCCAUCACCUUCGAUGAAGUAGUUUUGAGGUGGUCAGUCCCUCAGCCUGGAGAAGAACUCAGCUCCGUAAUCUGAAACAAUGUUAAGUCGAAGCAUGAAAAUGGGGACUUAUAUACCACUAAAUGUGAGAUGCAGGAAAUCUUGAAGAUAACAGAAGAGGUGUGGCCCACUAGUAAAAGCAAGAAUGUAAGAGUGAGAGGUAAAGAGUAUGAAGAGCGGCGACGUAGAGGCCGUGGCCGAGGGAGGGGCCGGCCAAGAGGCAGAGCAAAGGCCCCACCAAGAGGAUUACGAGUUAAGAAAAGGAAUAUGAUAGAGAGUGAAGAGGAGGAUGAGGAGCCAACACCAAAGGAGAAUGAACCACCAAAGGCAAAACAAUUUGAUCAAGACUGUGACAUCUCAUCACUGGAGGCUCCCACCUUCACAACUUUAGACCGUGGCCCACCUGCUCCUAUGCUUCGAUUAUCUUGGGAUCACCCAGUUAAUUUGAUUGGCGAAAAAGUACUUUCUCCUCGGAUCCACAUUUGUGAUGCAUGUAACAAACCAAUUCUUAUCUAUGGACGAAUGAUUCCAUGUAAACAUGUAUUUUGUCUGUGGUGUGCACGAAGCGAAGACCGAGUGUGUGCUCGGUGUGGAGAGCGGGUGGCUAGGGUAGAGCAGACUGGCUUAGGCACAGUAUUUAUGUGCAACUACACAAUCAAUAAGGCAGUUUGCAAGCGUACAUACUUGUCCCAGAGAGAUCUUCAGGCUCACAUUGAUCAUCGACAUAUGAAAAUGUCUGGAGUUCCUGGUGUGCCUAAAGAAGACAUGAAAGAAGAACGUCUGAGUCAUCGUGACCCUAGAGGUGAAUGUCGAGAAUCAAGAGGGGACCCAAGAGGGGAGGUUAGGCAAGAUCCACGUUCAAUGUCAGACCCUAGGGUUGGAAAGGAAGGUUAUGAUCACCGUGAAUCAUAUUCUGCUUCACAGUUUGCACGUCAAGGGUCUGGACAGUUUGCCACUGGUCAUUCACAGUCACAUCAAUCACCCUCCACUCACCAAGGAACAUCACAUCACAUUUCUGUUAUUCCUGUUAUGACCACAGCCCGAACCAAUCUUAUUACAGUCCCGCUCCAGGAUCCCCCUGAGCAUUCAUCUUUCCAGCACUCUGCUCCAUCUCGUCCAACACCCACUCAUCCACCCCCUCACUUGCCACCAACACAUCCUCCACCUACUCAUACAUUCACAAGUCCACCUCCAGCCCACCCACAGCCUCCUCCAACCCAUUCACAGCCUUCUCCAUAUUCCUCAUCCUUCACUACACCAUACAGCAGUCAGCCAGCUCAGUAUACAUACCCACCAAACCCUGCAGCACCACCUCCUCCAAACCCCACUGUCCCACCACCCCCAUACUCAAAUGUAGCUCCAACUGUCCCACCUCCAACAACAUAUGGGAGUCGUCCUCAAUAUGAGGGGCAGUAUACAACAGCUAGUCAGUGGUCUACACCACCACCACAAGCCCCUCCUUCUCAUCCACCUGGGCCUCCUCCACACCAUGCACCUCCACCUGCUGCUCAAUCAACUCAGUAUUACAGAAAAAGUUUUUAAUGGUUUCCAGUCAUAUAGCAGAUUUGUGACCAAGUUGGAAUAUUCAUAGUAGAGGUAUUGCAGUAAACUACUAAUAUCAUGAUAUUGGGACUACAUUUAAGCAGAGCUGCUACUGUCACGACCUCUGAUAUUAGAACUGCUGUCAGUGUUGCAAUUUUUCAAGAAACUUCUAAAAUGGUGGAGAGUCCUUUUCUGAAGGUAAUGACACUAAAAAAUGCAAAAUUUGAUGGAAAACUUACAGAAAUAUACAGGCACUAAGUUGGCAGUUGGCACAAUUUACUCCUCGCUGAUUUCUCCCACUUUGAGGCCUAUUUUAGGCCAGUUACAUGGCUCAAAAUGACCCAAUUUCUGGUUAUUUUGCUAUUAUACCAUCUAUUCUAUCAAUUAAGAACAUAAAAAUUGCCAUUCAGUUAUCAAAAGUACCACAUAAUGUGCCCUGAAAUCAGUAAUUUAGCCAACUCUACACAAAAAUCAAUUUCCAAUUUAAAAAGUCUAAAAUAGAUGCUGUAGACAUUUCAACCACUAAAGCAACCUUUCCUUUGUUCAUUAAUCAUGUCUUUAGGUCUUUCUUACAUAACACUUGCCCUUCAUUUUGAAUGCAUCAUCACACAAAAAAUCAAAGCUUUGCUACAUUUAUCAGCCAGUCAAAUAUAACACUAAGAAUGGUUGAUCAUUGUUUAGGUCAUCCCAAUAAUUGAAGCAGACCUAAUAAAAACCCAUAAAACAGACAAUGGGAGGAGGUAGGAGGGCCUCUGCCCUUCCAAAAAUUUAAUACAGUGGAAGAUCAUAAUUUUCACUUGUUUUGUUCCUGAAAACUGAGCUACAAAUGAUUUCUAUGAUUUAUAGACUGAAAAAUGUAUUUGAAAAAAUAGGGUUAUGUUCUUCAAACCUUUGAGAGAGCUAUAAAUAAUUUCUUGAAUAUCAUAAAAAUAAUAGUUUUUCUUACUGAACAGUGGCAGUGAUGAUGCUUUGUGAAAUACCAUAACUGUAGUGAGGUUCAGACAUUAAAAGAAAGCACAUUAGCUAACAAAUGGCUACAUUAAUACUGUAUACAUGUAUUAUAUGUCCAUAGGUAGUAGGUUGGUAGACAGCAACCGCCCAGGGAGGUACUACUGUCCUGCCAAGUGAGUGUAAAACGAAAGCCUGUAAUUGUUUUACAUGAUGGUAGGAUUGCUGGUGUCCUUUUUUCUGUCUCAUGAACAUGCAAGAUUUCAGGUAUGUCUUGCUACUUCUACUUACACUUAGGUCACACUACACAUACAUGUACAAGCACAUAUAUACACACCCCUCUGGGUUUUCUUCUAUUUUCUUUCUAGUUCUUAUUCUUGUUUAUUUCCUCAUAUCUCCAUGGGGAAGUGGAACAGAAUUCUUCCUCCUUAAGCCAUGCAUGUUGUAAGAGGCGACUAAAAUGCCGGGAGCAAGGGGCUAGUAACCUCUUCUCCUGUAUAUAUUACUAAAUUUGAAAGGAGAAACUUCCGUUUUUCUUUUGGGCCACCCCGCCUCGGUGGGAUACAGCUGGUGUGUUGAAAGAAAGAAAGAAAGAAAAAGGAGAAACUUUCGUUUUUCCUUUUGGGCCACCCCGCCUCGGUGGGAUACGGCCGGUGUGUUGAAAGAAAGACAUGUAUUAUAUGUUACCUUCAAGUUAAGUUCAGGAUGCUUAACAUGUUGAAGUGAGUGGAGAGGGGUGGCUGUGGACCUAUUCCUUGUUCUUUGUGAGGGUUACUCAUUGCACAAGCCCUUAUCUUUGUUUCAUUGUCUCAAAUUGAUUAAAUUGUUGAUUCUCUAACGUCAAACACUCGUGUUGUCUCCAGGAUACAUGUACUGCCCUUCAGCAUCUCAAUUACCUCCAGUUUUUUCAAGAUAGGCAUAGUAUCACACUUAAUCUUCUUGCUUCACCAGCAUCAUCUGCACUUCGUUUGGAAGCCAUGAUAAAUAUCUAAGAGACAGGAUGGGGCAGUGAAAAAAGAGCACUGUGCACUGAGCUAAAGUUGUAAGGUAUGCAUUAGAUACACUGACCUGCUUAAGAGGCUUAUUUGUUUAUGUCCCAUCACUCCCUCUCACCCUGCUCCACACUGCUAAGACAAUAAAGUUCCCUAAUACAUAUUGGGGAGGCUUCAGGGCUGCCUGCUACAGCCAUGAAAUGCAUGCUUCCAGUGGCAAUGAAUUUUGCUCCAGCACUUCUUAACAGAAAUGCAUGCCAUGAAUAGAAAUGAAUUCCACUCCCGCAUGCCUUGAUGUAAGUGGGUGCGCUUCUAUAAGAAAUGAAAACUUAAAUUUCAAUAGCAUAAUAUUGAAAAUGCUAGUAAUGAUCGUGCGACUUAAUGGUUUCUACUGUAUUUCCACCACUUUGAGGCCUAUUUCAAGCCACUUUGUCUGAAACUGAUCAAAAUCAUCUCUAUUUAACUAUUAUGUCUUUUAGUGUAUCAGUUGAUACCACCAAACUUUCAGGCAAUAAAAAAUUGAAAAUCAUCCUAGAACAUGCUUCAAAGUCAAUAUUUUAAACCAAACACAAGGGCAGAGUUUAGCUGUUCACAUCAUGCACUGCAUGGGGCAGAAUUCUUUUUUAUACAUACUGUGCUGACCCACAGCACAGAUCCAUUCUCUCAUGUGAAGGUCAAAAUUUACCAAUCACAACAUAAUUGAGGAAGCUAUGCUUAAGACAUAGAUCUAUGUAAGUGACACUGACAUCAGUGAUGUAGAUCUACAUGGGAGACUGUGAAAGGGCUAAUAAUACUGUAGCCGAGAAAGUAGUAUAAGGUAAUCUUAUUUAGAAUAUUUUUGUGCAUAACUAGAUUUGUUUUUAUUUAAAUCCAUUUGGUGCUUUAAAAGGCUCAUUCAUACAUGAAACUGUUUGGCACAUUGCACUGCUAAGUUCACUUAUAUUUAAACACACUUGGCCCAUUACUACGUUCGUGUGGUAUUUCCAUUGGUAAUGCAUUUUUUCCAGAAGGGUAAGUCGUAAGUGCAUGAUAUGAAAUUUAGAAUGUGAUGAAGUUUCUCUCUUUUAAUGUGAAAGUUAAAUGGCUUGAAAUAAUUUUCUGUAAUUAGCAUAAUAUAGAACAUUUUUUUUUUACCUGCUCUAGAAAUUUUUAAAACUUCAUUCUCUAAGAAUUGUAAAUGAAAGAAUUUAUAGAUGGAUCAUUGAGGGAUGGGAGAAGUGUGCUGGGAUAUAUGUACUGAAUAGUAAUGUCGAAUUACAAGUGUCUGCAGUGAGUGGAGAGUAAACAUGGUUAUUGUAGAGCAUGUACUAGAAAUGCUCUUUAGCAUAUUUAAUGAGUUUGUCAGAUAUGAAAAUAUAAAGAUGGAAUUUAUCCUAAGUGAA